Sitodiplosis mosellana (orange wheat blossom midge) is the source of this 9963-nucleotide messenger RNA. It is a transcript of the gene cut, whose product is annotated as homeobox protein cut. Gene Ontology annotation, molecular function: DNA binding; DNA-binding transcription factor activity, RNA polymerase II-specific. Lineage: Eukaryota; Metazoa; Arthropoda; Insecta; Diptera; Cecidomyiidae. The coding region runs from base 1290 to 6290 and encodes 1666 amino acids. Gene Ontology annotation, biological process: regulation of DNA-templated transcription. The record is from RefSeq and is a predicted model, not a curated record. The transcript is spliced from 8 exons.
GAUUCGAUUCCGACUCUCCGUGCCUUUUCACAUACAAGCGGCUUGCGUUGUGCAUGUGGAGUAUAGGCAACACUGAAUACAAUGUUUUGAGUUCGAUUUAGUCAACUGCUGGUUACAUGCCAAGCAACAUCGUAUGUUGUACGGCCGUAUACUUUUUUAUUCUCUAAUUUCGAUUUCUGGUUCCAGUACAUCGAUACGCAAAGCGUAUGGGAUAUUGAGUUUGUCAUCGGUUCCACUGAUGAAACACCAAAUUUAAAAGAAAAAAAAUACAAGUAAACGAUUCAAGCAACGAAGACAAGGAAAAGAUAUCUACAAUACAAAAAUAAACAAAUGAACACAAAAAGCGUUUAAAGAAGAAAAAAAUUAUUGUAAGAUUGCCAGCAAGCACAAAGUGAUCGGUGUGUGAAUGAACAAGUGAAUGUCAUCAGUAGACUGCAACGGUUUUCAGUCAAGUGACAACCACGAUAAAUGAAACGUUACAAAUUAUCGUGCAACGAUAGUGCAUCCCCCAAUUGAUUGAAAAUUUUAAACAAUCGACCAAAAGCUAAAAAAAAUUAUCAAACUUUUUCAACGAGAAAAAAAUUAUUUCCAAUUUAGUUUUUCUUAUUUAUGCGCUUAUUAUUUUCGAUAAAAAUUUUGUUUUCUCUGCGACCCCUGGAAAGUACAUUUUUGGUGCAUGCAAGUUCUAAACUGUUAAAAUUAAACCGAUCAAUCGAACAAAGUGAAGUUAUUUGCAUUGUGUACAAGUGAAAUAAAACUGAAGAUUUUGAACCCAUUGUCAUCUACAAAAAAAUAUUUGUUUAUUUUCUUUGGUUUUUUUAUGCAACAAAAAAUUCAGAUCAAUUCUGAAUGAUAAAGAGAAGAUGUGAAUGAAAAAAAAAUAUUAGAAUUACAAUUAUCUGACGUUUAACCGCCUCUGAACCAAAUCUGUCAAACAAAGUGCUUUUUGGGAAAGAGAGAUUUAUAUACAUGGAAAUGAAGCAGUUGAUAGCCGCUGACUGAAAGUUUGUGAACAACACAAAAGAAUGAAAUAAAGCAAAUAUGCAUAUUAAAAGAGAAAAAUUCUGAAAUUGUGAACCAAGCAAAAGAAUAAAAAGAAAACGUACGGCAAUUUAUGAAUAAAACGAGAAGAAUCUCGAACGUUGUGGGCCGAUAAUUAAUUUUCGUUGGUUUGGGAUAUAAUCACGGCAUAUUUAACGAACGCACCCUCUUCGGAGGGUUUUAGUGGGCUGCAAAGUCUGCAGAAUUUGGUGGCAUUGGAGAGCGUUGCCUCUAAACAAACGAGUCGAAUGCAGCCAACAGUGCCACAAAGUGCAGGAGCAGCCGAUAUGGAUUUGCCGGCUGUUCAGUCAAUGGAUUGGUUAUUCAAAAAGGAACGCAUUUACUUACUAGCACAAUUUUGGCAACAGAGAGCCACACUAGCUGAAAAAGAAGUUAACUCAUUGAAAGAGCAAUUGUCAUCCACAAAUAUUUCAUCUCAGAAUUCAUCCAUGCAAAACGGUUGUUUGGCACCGCCAUCAUUAGCAUCUCCCGCAAUGUCCGAGUGCAGCAGCAGCGGAAAUCCAAUAAUCAGUAGCAAAUCGCUAAACAACAACAAAGACGACGUCAACGACGACAAAAUGGACACAAACAAUGAGAAUCAAUCGACUUCAAAUCGAUCAUCACCGGUGUCAAUGGUCGAAAAUAAGCGCGAAACAAUCGACAAUCUUGCCGAAGAUGAUGAUGAUGACGACAUUGUUCCGAUCCCAUCUACUGUUACCUCGUCGACAACCAAUUCACUAAUCGGCUCGACAGCAAUCACAACAGCAUCGAAUGCUCUAACAAACACAUCGGCUGCAGCAAAAUUGUCAAGCGUCGCAUCCGACGUGAACGACAUUGAAGGCAAAAGUUGUGAUGAAAUUUCUGCCAAAGACAAAGAGAUUGUAGCAUUACUUGAAGAAAUCUCUAGACUGAGAAGCGCAUUGGCCGCAUUGCAGGAAUCGCACAAUCUCCGAAUAGAACAGCUCGAGGAACGACUUGAAGCCAAGCGACAACACAUAUCGAGACUCGAAGCACGUUUGGACAAACAAACCGACUACGAUGACGUGAAAAAGGAAAAUCGAUCCGGAGACGUACAAUCGGAAUCAAAACAAUUUCAAGAACUACUAUUGGAGCGAACCAAGGCAUUGGCGGCUCAAGCAGAAGCACUCAAAUCAAACUCAGAUGGCUCGUAUUCAGCUGUAACCAUUCCACAAGAAAAUCAUGCAUCCCCACCGUUAACUGUCACAUCAGUAUCGACACCAAUGACAAAUGCAAACGCAAAAAAUACCAAUCCGUUGGUCGGCCGUAAUAAAGAUAUGAUAUUGGCCGGUAGCUCGAUGUUGCCGUCAGCAUUGCAAACUGUCGACACAUUCGGAUCAUUUUUGGGCGAGGAGAUAGUGUGCAAUUGGCGUAGAGGUUUUGAGCUUCCGCCGAAUGUAGCUCAAAUGCAUCCUGCAGCAGCAGCAGCAGCAGCCGCCGCCGCAGCAGCAGCUACAAUGCAAUCGACCUAUCUAAACUCGGCCGAAACGCAUCGUUUGCAAUCACACCAUAACAGCAUCAGCCAAAAUGCCAAAGCAAUGGACACUAAAACUAAUACGAUUUCAAAUUCUUUAGAUGAUCAUGGAAAUAGACAGGAUGACAAAAGCAGCCAUCAUGAUGCAUCCUCCACAGCAAGUACGCCAAUUCUUCAGGAUUCGCGCUACGAUGAUAAUCAGAAUGGUGGUAUGACGCCGAUGUCGUUGCCAAUUUCGAAGAGCCCGCAAGAAGAUAAUAAUAAUCAUUUGGGCGCAUUGCCGCAUGGUCCUAGUUUUCCACUUGGUUUGCCGUUCCAUCAUCCGAUGCAAGAACGUCCACAUUAUCGCUUCAGCGACGAAUUACAAUUGACUCCCGGUUCGAUGGCCGGACGGCUUGGCGACUCCCUUAUACCAAAAAGCGAUCCCAUGGAGGCCAAACUACAAGAAAUGCUGCGCUACAACAUGGACAAAUAUGCAAAUCAAAAUCUCGAUACAUUGCAUAUAUCGCGACGCGUACGAGAACUACUGUCAGUGCACAAUAUUGGCCAACGUUUGUUCGCCAAAUAUGUGCUCGGGCUAUCACAGGGCACCGUCUCUGAACUACUAUCAAAACCAAAGCCAUGGGAUAAACUCACUGAAAAAGGACGUGACAGCUAUCGAAAAAUGCAUGCCUGGGCAUGCGAUGAUAAUGCUGUUCUAUUGCUGAAAUCAUUGAUUCCCAAAAAAGACUCUGGUUUGCCACCAUUCGGUCGAGGGGAUGAUAAUGGAAUGGGCGACGAUCGCAUCGCACACAUUUUGUCCGAAGCUUCGGGCAUGAUAAAACCAUCACUCGGUGGCUCUCAAUCUCAAUCACAAAUGUCACUUUCGCAUCAACAAAACGACGAUUCUCGCAGCAACGACGAUUCAGAUUCACUACACAACCAAAGCCUAUCACCAUUCUCGAAGGAUGCUCGCCGUAUGCGCAAAUAUGAAAGCGAUGACAUUUCACGCGAGAAAAUGGCUCGCAUUUACCAAGAAGAAUUGGCUAAACUAAUGACACGCGACGCAUUCCCAAAUUCUCUAUUUCCACAAUUCUUAGGUGGUAGCAUGCCACCGGUCACGUCGACCGCAACAUCUCAAAUGCCAGAGGAUAACAUUCGUAUGGCUCUUGAAGCAUAUUACCGUGAAUUGGCCAAGUUGCAACAGAGCGGUGGAAAUAUUCCGAACUUCCCAAAUCUUCCUGGACUGCUUGCACUUCAGCAACAAGCGUUGAACGGUGCUCAAGAUCUGUCGGUUAAAAAAGAGCAACAGGCCCAGGCCCAAGCCCAAGCACAAUCCCAAUCGCAUUCGAACAAAUCAUCACAGAAGUUGAAUGGGCAACAUUCGGGCUCCGAAGAAAAGGACGUAGAUGACGUACGUAACUCGCUAUCUGCAUUCAAUAUGGUUCGUGCUAAGGCUGAACCAGGCACCACACCAACCACAACAGCAUCAUCGGCUGCACCAAGCCCACUAGGCAAUUCGAUUUUGCCACCCGCAAUGACACCAACCGACGAUUUCUCCGCCGCCGCUAGCCCAUUGCAGCGCAUGGCUUCAAUCACAAAUUCCCUGAUCACUCAAGCACCGAUGCCCAAUCAUCAUUCAUCUGCUCAACGCCCAUUAAAAGCCGUUCUACCACCAAUCACUCAGCAGCAAUUCGACAUGUUCAACAAUUUGAAUACCGAAGAUAUUGUUCGCCGUGUUAAAGAAGCAUUGUCACAGUAUUCGAUCAGCCAACGUUUGUUUGGCGAGUCAGUCUUGGGUUUGUCCCAAGGCUCCGUCAGUGAUUUGUUGGCUCGUCCAAAACCAUGGCAUAUGCUUACUCAAAAAGGUCGCGAACCAUUCAUUCGCAUGAAAAUGUUCUUGGAAGAUGAGAAUGCUGUGCACAAACUCGUUGCCAGCCAAUACAAAAUUGCCCCAGAGAAAUUAAUGCGAACAGGCAAUUACAGUGGAUCACCGCAAAUUCCAUCUGGUAUUGCCAAACAAAUGCCACCAAUGCAAAAAAUGAUUAGCGAAAUGUCGAAGAUGCAACAAGAGCAACACUUGAUGCAUCUUCAACAAAUGCAAAUUCCAUCGGUACAAAUGCAACCACCGCCGUCACAAGGACAAUCGGCAUUAUCUCAAUCAUCAUCGAUGCCAAAUCCAGGAAUGCUUUUGACGCCACCGGGCGUACCACCACAUCAUCGCGUCACACUUCCAAAAGAAGAUAUCAAACCAAUGCCGGUUCCAGUUCAUUCGCCGCAGCAUAACAAUGCAAUGCGCGGAAUGCAUCAGCACAUGUCGCCGACCGUUUAUGAAAUGGCCGCACUCACUCAAGACAUGGAUACUCAAACAAUCACAACUAAAAUCAAGGAAGCACUCAUGGCCAACAAUAUUGGACAAAAGAUUUUCGGUGAAGCCGUUUUGGGUUUGUCUCAAGGUUCUGUUUCUGAACUGCUAUCGAAGCCAAAGCCAUGGCACAUGCUCAGUAUCAAGGGUCGUGAGCCAUUUAUACGUAUGCAAUUGUGGUUGUCGGACGCCAACAACGUCGACCGCUUGCAAGCAUUGAAGAAUGAACGACGUGAAGCAAAUAAGCGUCGUCGCUCAACCGGUCCAGGAAUGCAAGACAACAGCUCCGACACCAGCAGCAAUGACACAUCCGAAUUUUAUACAUCAAAUUCACCAGGGCCCGGUUCAGUUGGAUCGGCUGGUGCACCACCAAACAAGAAGCAACGCGUUCUCUUCUCCGAGGAACAAAAAGAAGCACUUCGGCUUGCCUUUGCUCUCGAUCCAUAUCCAAACGUGGGAACCAUUGAAUUUUUGGCCACUGAGCUCGUACUUUCUACUCGCACAAUCACCAAUUGGUUCCAUAAUCAUCGCAUGCGCUUAAAACAACAAGUUCCUCACGGCGCUCCAAGUGAUUCGAUUCCAUCGCGCGAGAACCAAACCGGCGCUCCAUUCGAUCCAGUCCAAUUCCGACUAUUGUUGAAUCAGCGCUUGAUGGAAUUGCAGAAGGAACGUAUCGGUCUAUCGGGUGUGCCGUUGCAAUAUCCACCAUUCUUCGCAAAUCAAAAUCUAGCUGCACUCAUUGGCCGUGGUCUUUUGCCAGGAAACGAGGCCGAAUUGGCCGCAUUGAAUGCAUUCAAAGAGCAAAUGAGCGGAUUGGAUUUGUCAAUGGGUGCCGGAUUAAAGCGUGAACGCGAUGAGUACUCGGACGAUGAAAACGACGGUGAAGCCGAUAAUAACAUGUCUGAUGGCGAAGAUGAAGACAAUGCUGACAAUAAAUCGGAGUCAAACAAAGAUUUAUCAGCAUCUCCAAUGGCGAUUCAAUCAAAUGUGCGUUCAUCACGCCGCAAACCAGCCGCUCCACAAUGGUUGAAUCCGAUGUGGCAAGAUGACAAAAAAGGACCAUCAAGUGCAAACAAUACCGAUGCAAACACUGCCGCAAAUCGUGCACCAACCGACGAUGAAGUUAUCAUCAAUGGAGUCUGUGUUAUGCAACAAAACAACGAUUUCGAUCCAGACGAUUCAACAAUGCGAGUUGAGCCACAGUCAGUUGAUCGGCUAGAUGAUGACGCCGCUCAUUCUGACGACGAAAAUGACGCAAAAUCGACCAAAAACAAUGAUGACAUGGAUACAGAUACACCGACUGAAAAAGAUGGCAAAGCCAACGAUUCUGAUAAAAAGUCCAACUCCAAUGAUAACGAUGAUUUGCCCGUCGUUAAAAAAGAAACCGAAGAUAACGAUCGAUGGGACUACUAAAUCCAAUUACGUUCUAGGCAGUAAAACUGUUCAAAAUAGUGCAAUCUAAACUGUUGUGUACACAGACAAAAAAAAAUUCCAAAAAAUAAACAUGAGAAUGAUUUUAAGUCCAUUUUUUCUAAGUUUAUCAUAAAAUAAAUUGAUUGGGCCGAGCAUUAUACUAGACUUCAAAUCGAUGCUCAAUGUGAGAAUGAAAGAAUCGAAACAAUUUUGUUUACAUUUUUUUUCACUUUUUUUUCUUAUGUUUAACUUAUAGAAAUUAUUUGUAAAUAGUCAUAGAAUAUGAAACUACAUUCAAGCAGAAUAAUUCAGUGAUGUUGGCGAAAAACAAUUGAAAAUAUUUCGAAAUCGGUCAAAUACGCAUAUUUUUCAAAUCCAAAAGAGAAACUCUCAAAUUAUUCAUACCGAUUGAAAACAAAACAAACGUGAAAAAGUGUGAAACGUGCAAAAUUGAUUGCAAUCGAAUCAUCAGAUGAGAAUGGUACAGAUGUACAGGAGGGGUUCAUUGUAAAAAUGUUUAAGUUAAUUGAUUUCAUGUGAACCGUAUCCUUACAUCAAUAUGAGAAAAAAAUUUAAUACUAGAAUAUUUAUGUUUAGAUGUUUAAAUUGAAGCAAACCACAAAUAAUUGAGACGGAAAAUAAUUGAUUGAAUUGGAGUCGCAUUUCAAAUUGAGAGAAACAGAGGAAAAUGUGUGGUCAUUGUGUCUAUAAAAACCAAUGCAUGCUUCGGCGAUCAAAAUAAAUGAAAUAAUAUGCGCAAGACUAUAUGAUAGUAAAAAAAAAUAGUGUAGAUGUAAAUAAGACUGUUGUUGGAUGUGAGUGGAAUGAUUGAACAAUGAACAAUGCGUUUUCUACAUAAUUGAUUCUUGCCGAAUGGGUGAAUUUUCACUUGAUAAUGUGGAACACAUUCACACGAAUAUUUAUGAAAAAACACACACACAUUUCUCUUUAUAUAUUGAUAACCACACUUUCUUAAAACGUAGGACUCGUACUCGCAUUUUAUUCGCAUCUGUUUGGACGGUCGUCCAUUUGACCGGGAGGAAAUGACAAGCAAAUGCAUGAAUACAUAAAAGAAUAAACUAAGAAUUAAAUAGAUAUGCAUAAUAUUAAGCUCGAAAAUCAAUCAAAAUAACACAUACACACACAUGCAAAAACCAAUUUUCGAUGAAAUUCACAUAGAAAAAAGAGAAUAAAACGAAAGUGAACUAGCAAGGUCAACAUCAAUGAGCAUUACUACGAAUUCUAGAUUUUGAUCUCAAAUCAACCAAAUAAUCGAAUACAACAAACACUAACUGAAACGAGCAACUGAAAAGGCACAGCGAUUGCAUCGUUUCACUAUCUUUCGUUUUAAAAGUGUAUUCACCGAAUCAUUUCUCCCUCAGCAAAAAUUAAAAAAAAAACAUUUUUCAUUUCCGCUGUGUACAUUAAUCUACGAAUGGCAUUUAAUUUCUUCCCAUCGCAAAGUGAACAAUAAGUAAUCGUUAUCGUUAUAUUUUUUUAAUGUCGUCUGUUUUAGUUUUUCUUCUUUUUUCAAAAAUAUGCAACAAAUUACCGAAACAUUUGUAAAUAAGUAAAUCUACAGCGCACACACACACAAGUGUUGCCCAUUUUAACGAUUGAUCUUUUUUUUGUAUAGGAUUAAGUGAUGAAUUCUCCAUUUAUGGAAGUAUUAUUCGUCGAAAAUGAAAAAAAAAUGUAUGCAUAUCGAACAAGACAAACAAAUAGAUCAUGAACUUCAAUAUACAACUGCCUCUAACCUAAUUCAUUGCACAUUAGGUGCAUUUUUGCGAAGAAGAGAAGACAAUGGCCGCUGAAAGCAUAGCGACCAUGAUGAUACAAAGAUUAAAGAUUAGCUCGAUGUGCGAAUUUGAAAGAAAAAGAAACGCUGCUUCAGAACAAUUAGCAAAAAUUUUGGAACAAAAAAAUUUAAUGAAUGAAUGAAGAACCCAAAAGAUUAUCCGAUUUUUUUUCUUCGUCUUAUUUCAAUCGCAGUCCCGACUGAACUGCUCAGUUGACUGUGAAUGUGAGAAACCACACAAAAUUAUUCGCUUAAGUAGGUUAAUUCAAUAUUAUUCAUAUGCAUAUUUACUAUAUAGAUCUAUGAAAGAAUGAAAGAAAAAGAAAAUGAAUAUUAUCAAUAGAUUUAAAAGAACAAAUACAUAGACAUAAAUUUUGUGAAUUAAACUAAUUUUAAUUGAUUUGUUAAAAUGAUUUAAAAUGAAAUAGAAAUAAAAGUCUAAUGUAUGCACAAAAAAUCGCAUAAAACCAAUUGAUUCAAAUUAUUUUCUUCGUUCAGUCAUCCUUUUCAGUUCUCUUUUUUUCCUCAAAUUAAAACAAAUAACAAUUUACACAGAAAAUGAGAAAAGAAAUGCUUAGGACAUUUGUCGAUUUUUUUUGUAUCGAAAUAAUACACUUUUAGAUAAUAUGUUAUGGAUCCGAAGAUGCAUUUCCCUAUUUUAAUUGAUGGGACAAAAAAAAACGGAUCACGUCUCAUUAACGAACAAACAAAUAGACAAAGAAACAGGACAGAUUUUUAUCUGUUUUCAAUAUCAAAGUGUCAAAUUAGCAAAACAAAAAGAAACAAAAACUAUAAGACACUUUUUCUCAAUGAAAUUGGGUGUCGGAAUGACAUCUCAAGAAAAAAAAAACAAAAAAAGGAACGUAGGAGCAAAAACCAAAUUACCACAAAAUACUUGAGAAUACGAGAAAAAAAUCAAAGGCAAAACUAACAAAAAAUUAAAAUACGUAAUUUUCUAAUAAAAUUAAGACGAAAACAAACUAUGCAAUUUUUGCGAAUAUCAAUACGUAAUACCAAUUUACAUCUAAACAAAUGUCUUGAGAAGCCACACUUUUUUUUGUUCAAAUAGCAACCAAGUAGAAUGUAACAAUUAUUUGCCGAUCUUUUUGUUUUGACAUCACAAAAAUAGUACGAAACAAUUCAAAAUCAUCUUCAUCAGAUCUUUGAUGAACGUGUUUCAUCAAAAAUUUCAAACAGAAUGCUAUUUCUAUGAUUUUCAUUAGUAAAUUACGUGAUAACUGUUUUUUUUCUUUUGUUCACUUACGUUUUUGCAAAAAGGGUCGAGUAAUACGACUAAAGAUGUGAAAUUGAAUGGCAGUAAUAUCGACGUGAAAUUUUUUCUAUGGAUAUUUUGUUUUUUUUUUCUUUUUUAUCUUGACACAAAAGUUUUUCAGCACAAAAAGUAGUCUGCAUACAUAACAAAAAAAAAACAAUAUGAAUCAAAUGUAGAAAUGAUGGCGCGAAAAAUGUUCGCAAAUAAGCAAAGAAAAUUAAAGAAUAUAAUAGUAAAACUGUAAAUACAAAAUAUAAUAUAUCAUAUCAUAAAUCUAUUAUUAUGCGUCAGAAUACAACAUUAAUAUUAUAAUUAAAAUGAACAUUAUACCGUGAUGCGAGCGAAAAACGCAUGAAAUAUUCCUUUUCGAAUCCACUGCAAAUUGAACAUGAGCUGAAUUGCAAACGGCAUUUGGCACCAUAUAAAAACAAACCUCAAUUGUGGAAUCUAAAAAAUCAUUUCAAGCGAUUUCACGUUCGCACUUUAUUAUUAUUAUUAUACAAUUUAUUAUUGACUAUUAUGCGAUUAUGAUAUAUUACAUUGUCUUCUUUAAGAAUUUCUAAAGUAAAUCCAAUAAAAAUUUAUCUGUAUUGAAAAUUAAA